AUGAUUAAGACAAAUGCUUUGCUCAGAUUCAGCAUUUAUCAGACAAGACAUAGUCCAAAAAUUCAAUCUAACAGGAACAAGUCUUCCGUCGAAGCUAUUAAACAUUCGGAGGCUUCACAAUGUUCAUUGGUUCAGAUUUGGAGGCUUCACAAUUCUCAUUGGUUCAGAUUUGGAGGCUUUAAAACUCUUAUUAGUUCAGAUUUAGAGACUUCACAAUUCUCAUUGGUUAAGAUUUGGAGAAUUGUUGGCAUUGAUUUUACUGCGUCAAACGGUAAUCCAAGUCAAUCCAAUUCUCUGCAUUACUUAAAUCCUCAUGCACCGAAUGAAUAUGUGAAAGCUUUAGUGGCUGUCGGUGAGGUUUGUCAAGACUACGACACAGAUAAAAUGUUUCCUGCACUUGGUUUUGGUUGCAAGAUUCCACCACAUGGCCAAGUUUCUUUCGAAUUUCCACUGAAUUUUAAUCCCACAAAUCCAUAUUGUCAAGGUAUACCAGGUAUUGUCGCUGCGUAUCAAAACUGCAUUCGCCAGGUACAAUUAUAUGGGCCAACAAAUGUUGCACCGAUUAUAAACCACGUAGCGAAAUUUGCAUACUCAAUGAUUCAAAAUCAAGAACAUACAGCCUCAAAUUACUUCAUUCUGCUGCUGAUCACCGAUGGUGUCAUCUCUGAUAUGGACGACACUGUAUCAGCUAUUGUCAAUGCUUCGUAUCUACCUAUGUCUCUUAUUAUCGUGGGUGUGGGCGGAGCUGAUUUUGCACAGAUGGAUGAGAGAAUUAUGCUAGCUUUUGGUUUGAUUUUAUGGUGCAGAAUAAGUAUAGCAAAAUAAACGUGAAAAGCUUGGCACAAUUUUUAUAAUCCGUCAAGACAAACGAAGAACUAUUGCGGGCCAAUAACGGCAGGGAAGCAUUACGAGAUAUUGUCCAAUUUGUUCCAUUUAGAGAUUUUCGACAGGUACCACCUACAGAAUUAGCGAAAGCUGUACUUGCAGAAGUUCCUAAACAAGUGACAGAUUUUUACCGAAUAAAGGGAAUACAACCGAACACUCCUCCUCCGAUACCAAAUAUGCAAAUGCCUACUGUGUCAUGAACGUGA
Hydractinia symbiolongicarpus is the source of this 1091-nucleotide messenger RNA. RefSeq names its product copine-3-like. The transcript is spliced from 9 exons. Lineage: Eukaryota; Metazoa; Cnidaria; Hydrozoa; Anthoathecata; Hydractiniidae. Gene Ontology annotation, biological process: cellular response to calcium ion. The record is from RefSeq and is a predicted model, not a curated record. Gene Ontology annotation, cellular component: plasma membrane. Bases 1 to 825 code for a protein of 274 amino acids. Gene Ontology annotation, molecular function: calcium-dependent phospholipid binding.